GACACAGUUAUCAAUACAUAUCCACCUGGGAUCAGGGAUCCAAUCAGAUGCAUUGAGCGAUCCCUAACGUGUUUCCCAGCGCUGGCAGAAGUAGGACAGACGUCAUUUUUCUUGUCUACAGUAUGAAAUAGAGCAGGUUGUGCUUUAAACAUGAACCAGGAGCUGGAUUUUAUGUUUGUUAAAUAUGCACGGGUCUGGAUCCCGGAUGUAGAGGAAGUGUGGAAGUCAGCAGAGCUCACCAAGGACUACAGACAUGGAGAUGGUGUACUGCAGCUGCAGCUGGAGGAUGGAAAGGAACUGGAGUAUAAAUUGGACCCCAAGACAAACAACUUGCCACACCUCCGUAACCCUGAUAUCCUGGUGGGAGAAAAUGACCUGACAGCUCUCAGUUACCUUCACGAGCCCGCUGUGUUACACAAUCUGAAAGUGCGCUUCACUGAUUCCAAACUCAUCUACACAUACUGCGGUAUUGUUCUAGUCGCUAUAAACCCAUAUGAGACACUACCCAUCUAUGGAACUGACAUCAUUUACGCGUACAGUGGGCAGAAUAUGGGUGACAUGGACCCUCACAUCUUUGCAGUUGCAGAAGAAGCUUACAAACAGAUGGCCAGGGAUGAGAGGAAUCAGUCCAUCAUUGUGAGCGGAGAAUCCGGAGCAGGGAAAACUGUCUCAGCCAAAUACGCCAUGCGUUACUUUGCUACGGUCAGUGGCUCUGCCAGUGAAGCCAAUGUGGAAGAAAAAGUUCUGGCAUCCAACCCCAUCAUGGAGUCCAUUGGUAAUGCCAAGACCACCAGGAAUGACAAUAGCAGUCGUUUUGGGAAGUACAUUGAGAUUGGCUUUGAUAAAAAGUAUCGCAUCAUUGGUGCGAACAUGAGGACAUAUCUCUUGGAGAAAUCACGUGUCGUAUUUCAGGCGGAUGAGGAGAGGAAUUAUCAUAUCUUCUAUCAGCUCUGUGCAUCUGCUCACCUCCCGGAGUUCAAAGCCCUGAAACUCGGAAAGGCUGGGGAAUUUCACUACACCAAACAGGGCAAGAACCCAGUGAUAGAUGGAGUGGAUGAUGCCAAGGAGAUGUCGACCACCAGAAACGCCUUUACACUGCUAGGCAUAAACGAGUCCUAUCAGUUGGGCUUGUUUCAGAUUCUGGCUUCAAUUCUGCACCUGGGGAACGUGGAAGUGAAGGAUAGAGACUCGGACAGUAGUAUUAUUCCACCAAAUAAUGGUCACCUGAGUGUGUUUUGUGAAUUGAUGGGAGUGACGUAUCAAGACAUGUCUCAUUGGCUGUGUCAUAAGAAGCUGAAGACGGCGACUGAGACAUACAUUAAGCCUGUUCCCAAACUACAGGCCAUAAACGCCCGCGAUGCUCUCGCCAAACAUAUCUACGCCAAACUCUUCAACUGGAUCGUGGACCAUGUGAAUAAAGCGCUGCAUUCAACGGUCAAACAGCACUCGUUCAUUGGAGUCCUAGACAUUUACGGGUUCGAGACUUUUGAAAUCAACAGUUUUGAACAGUUCUGUAUUAAUUAUGCCAAUGAGAAACUACAGCAACAGUUCAACAUGCAUGUGUUUAAGUUGGAGCAGGAAGAGUAUAUGAAAGAGCAGAUCCCCUGGACUCUCAUUGAUUUCUAUGAUAAUCAGCCAUGUAUCAACCUCAUCGAGGCCAAGAUGGGCAUCCUGGACCUGCUGGAUGAAGAGUGCAAGAUGCCGAAGGGCUCUGAUGACUCCUGGGCUCAGAAACUGUAUAACACUCAUUUGAAGACGUGUGCACUUUUUGAAAAACCACGGAUGUCCAAUAAAGCUUUCAUUAUACAGCACUUUGCAGAUAAGGUGGAGUAUCAGUGUGAUGGCUUUCUGGAGAAGAAUAAAGACACAGUGAAUGAGGAGCAGAUACAUGUUCUGAAAGCCAGUAAGUUUGACCUGCUGGUGGAACUGUUCCGGGAUGAGGAGAAAGCCACAAGUCCGACUGGUGCUGCUCCUGCUACAGGAGGACGCACUCGCCUCAGCGUCAAACCAGACAAGAACAAACCCGGCCAAGCCAGCAAAGAACACAAGAAGACAGUUGGACUGCAGUUCCGUAACUCUCUGCAGCUGCUGAUGGAGACACUGAAUGCGACUACACCACAUUACGUUCGCUGCAUCAAACCCAACGAUUACAAAUAUGCCUUCACGUUUGACCCAAAGAGGGCAGUGCAGCAACUGCGUGCAUGUGGAGUUUUGGAAACAAUCCGCAUCUCUGCAGCUGGUUUCCCAUCUAGGUGGACGUAUCAGGAGUUCUUUAGCAGGUAUCGUGUCCUGAUGAAACAAAAAGAUGUUUUGACAGACAGGAAGAUGACCUGUAAGAAUGUUCUGGAGAAACUGGUGCAGGAUCCAGAUAAGUACCAGUUUGGCAAGACCAAGAUCUUUUUCCGCGCCGGGCAGGUUGCGUAUUUGGAGAAACUGCGUGCAGAUAAGCUGCGUGCUGCCUGUAUCCGCAUCCAGAAGACCAUCCGUUGCUGGCUGGCACGCAAGAAGUACCUGCGCAUGAAACAUGCUGCAACAACCAUCCAGAGAUACGUCCGUGGAUACCAGGCCCGCUGUCUUGCGAAAUUCCUGCGUCGCACACGUGCUGCGAUCAUCAUUCAGAAGUACCAGCGCAUGUAUGUCCAGAGAACAUGUUACAAACGCAAGCAGGCUGCCGCUCUGGCCAUGCAGUGCAUCCUCAGGGCGUACAUGGCCAGACAGCUGUACAAAUCGCUUCUGCGUGAGCAUAAGGCCAUCAUCAUCCAGAAGAUGGUCCGAGGCUGGUUGGCGCGCCAGUGGUUCAAGCGGUCACUCAGAGCCAUCGUUUACCUGCAGUGCUGCAUCCGCCGCAUGCGAGCCAAGCGAGAACUCAAGAAGCUCAAGAUCGAAGCCCGUUCGGUGGAACAUUUCAAGAAACUCAACAUUGGCAUGGAGAACAAGAUCAUGCAACUGCAGCGCAGGAUAGACGAACAGAACAAGGAGAACCGUGGUCUCAGCGAGCGUUUGAACAGUUUAGAGGUGAGCCAUGCUGCAGAGUCAGAGCGUCUGCGUGUAGAAUUGACGCGUCUGCGAGGGGCAGAAGAGGACGCCAAAAACAACGCCAACAAAGUUACGUCUCUUCUGGAAGAGGUGGAGCGACUGCGCAAAGACCUGCAGAACACACAGAAGGAGAAGAAAGCAAUCGAGGACUGGGCACGAACCUACCAGGACGAGAUGGAACAGAUGAUCUCAGAACUAAAGGAGCAAAACCACCUGCUGAAGAACGAGAAAAACGACCUGAACCGACUGAUCCAAGAACAGAGCCAGCAGUGGAAAGAGAAAAUGCAGAGGGCACUGAAGGAGGAAACCGAGCAGUUGGAAAACGAUUUAAACGAGGAACGCUCUCGCUACCAGAACCUUCUUACCGAACACCUCCGACUAGAAGAGAAAUACGACGAUUUGAAAGAGGAGAUCACACUUGCUGUAAAUAUACCAAAACCUGGUCACAGACGCACAGACUCCACACACAGCAGCAACGAAUCAGAAUGUACCUACAAUUCAGAGUUUGCCGAGUCCGAGGACGGGACCCGUGGAGGGGAGGACGCUAUCAAGGGGAUACUGGAUAUGUCCUUGUUCCUAAAGCUGCAGAAGAGAGUUUCAGAGCUGGAGCAAGAGAAACAGUCACUACAGAACGAACUCGAUCGGAGAGAAGAGCAGUUUCAGCGGGCUAGAGCUAGGGACGAUGAGGAACACAAGAAAGCUCGUAGUGCUGAGCUGGAAUAUGAAUCACUCAAGCGUCAGGAGUUGGAGUCCGAGAACAAAAAGCUAAAACAUGAUUUGAAUGAGAUGCGUCAGUCUCUGAGAGGCAGCGCUGAGGCUGGUUCUGCUGCUCCGGGUUCUCCUGCGUACACGGUCCUGCUGGAUCAGCUGAACGCCUCCAAUGAGGAGCUGGAGGUGCGGAAGGAGGAGGUGCUCAUCCUGCGCUCUCAACUCGUCAGUCAGAAAGAAGCCAUGCAACACAAGGAGACUAUGACUGAGCCUUUGCCGUAUAUUGAGGAUGUGCAGAAGCUGACUGAUGCCAAGGAGAUCUCCCAGGCCUACAUGGGCCUUAAAGACACCAACAGAUCACCAAGGUUUACACGCAGACCGACUGAAGUGAACGAGCUUGUGAGCAGGUUGAGAUCCCCAUUCCCUGACUAUCAUAAGCUGAAUGAGGAUGGAGAACUGUGGCUGGUUUAUGAAGGGUUAAAGGAAACUAACAGGUUGUUGGAGUCUCAGUUGCAAGCUCAGCGUCGGUCUCAUGAGAACGAGGUGGAGGUUUUGCGUGGAGAAUUGCAGAGUGUUAAAGAGGAGAAUAACCGUCAGCAGCAGCUGUUAGCUCAGAACCUGCAGCUUCCUCCAGAGGCCCGAAUCGAGGCCAGUCUACAGCACGAGAUCACGCGCCUGACCAACGAGAACCUGGAGCUUCACUCUGAUGAUCCAAAGGAGUAUAAAGCCUACAGAAUCAGCAUGUUACGCAGGAUGGUUGAUCUUAUGGAGCAACUAGAGAAACAGGACAAGACCGUCCGCAAACUGAAGAAACAGCUUAAAGUCUUCGCAAAGAAGAUCAAUGACCUUGAAGGUGGCCAGAUGGAUGUGUCUCCAGGACAGACGACUGAUGAGCCUGUUCAUCCAGUGAAUAUUCCACGCAGGGAGAAAGACUUCCAGGGAAUGCUGGAAUACAAGAAAGAGGAUGAACUCAAACUGGUCAAAAACCUCAUACUUGAGCUAAAGCCUCGUGGAGUGGCAGUGAAUCUGAUACCGGGUCUGCCGGCAUACAUCCUCUUCAUGUGUCUGCGUCAUGCCGACUACAUUAAUGAUGACCAGAAAGUCCGAUCUCUACUUACCUCCGUCAUCAACAGCAUCAAGAAGAUCCUCAAGAAAAGAGGUGAUGACUUUGAGACUGUUUCCUUCUGGUUGUCUAAUACAUGUCGUUUCCUGCACUGCCUGAAACAGUACAGUGGUGACGAGCAAUUCAUGAAGCAUAACACUACUAAACAGAACGAUCACUGUCUCUCCAACUUUGACCUGGCCGAGUACCGGCAGGUUCUGAGUGAUCUGGCCAUUCAGAUCUACCAGCAGCUCAUCAAGUGUAUGGAGAACAUCCUGCAGCCCAUGAUCGUCUCUGGCAUGCUGGAGCAUGAAACCAUCCAGGGUGUGUCUGGGGUGAAGCCCACUGGUCUCCGUAAGAGGACGUCCAGUAUCGCUGAUGAGGGGACAUACACGUUGGACUCCAUCAUCCGGCAGCUCAACUCCUUCCACUCCAUCAUGUGUCAGCACGGAACCGACCCAGAGCUCAUCAAACAGGUGGUCAAGCAGCAGUUCUACAUCAUCGGCGCCGUCACCCUCAACAACCUGCUGCUGCGUAAAGACAUGUGCUCCUGGAGCAAGGGCAUGCAGAUCAGGUAUAACGUGAGUCAGCUGGAGGAGUGGCUGAGAGAUAAGAACCUCAUGACAUGUGGUGCGAAAGAGACUCUGGAGCCGUUGAUUCAGGCUGCACAACUACUGCAGGUCAAGAAGAAGACGGAUGAGGAUGCUGAGGCCAUCUGCUCCAUGUGUAACAGCCUCUCUACAGCACAGAUUGUGAAGGUGCUGAACUUGUAUACACCUGUCAACGCAUUUGAAGAGCGUGUGUCAGUACUGUUCAUAAGAACAAUACAGACACGUUUACGGGAUCGGAAGGAGUCGCCUCAGCUGCUGAUGGACACCAAACUCAUCUACCCUGUGACCUUCCCAUUUAACCCCUCCUCCCUGGCCCUGGAAACUAUUCAGAUACCCAGCAGCCUCAAUGUGGGCUUCCUCACUCGUGUGUAGACCUGUCAAUCACCUCACCUCAACCAAUCACACGGCAGGAACAGGGAGCCAAAAUAUAUAAAUGAAAAGAAAAAUAUGAUAAAACUGUAGGUAAUUAACCCACACACUUAAAGAGAAUGCAAUUUAAAUCAUUCAUGCCAUCAAUCCUUCUUUUUGCACUUCUUCAUCAUUUUAUUUAUUCAAUAAAAGAGUUAAUCUCACAAAACCUGUCCAGUAUGUGUUCAGAUCACAAUUGACCCCACAAUCAAAAGAAACACAAGAAACUAUUUUGCUUGAAGAAAAUUAAGCUCAUUUGGACAAUUCAUAUUUUGAUAUUGUGGUGCUAUUUUAAUGACAUUCAUUCACUUCCUCUCAAAAUUCAGAUUACUGAAAAAUUCUGAUGCAAACUCGUCUGAAAAAUUCUGAUGCUUUUUUUAACUCGAUAUACUAUUGACAUUGUACAGUGUUUGCUAACAUAUGCGGAUUAAAUUAAAUAAUUGAAUUAAUUAAUAAUUAAUAUAGUGAUUUUUUUUUUUUUAUGGAUAAAAACGAAGUCAUUUUUAAAUGAACAGAAUAACAGAAAUGAUCAAAACACAUAUCCACAGCAGCACCUUACAAAUAAAUAAUAAUAAUAAUAAUAAAGUUCUUCAUUUACUUCAUGGAAGGUAUAUUCUUAUAAUAUUUUCUUUAGAUUGUGGGAGCUGGAUAUCUCUGUGAGAUUCACCUUUUAAACUGGAAUAUUUCAGCAAUGUUUCACAUUACGAAAGGAAGAAUGAAGGUCAAAAUAACUAAUUCUAACAAUAAUGCCUUUCCAGAGCACAACAAGAAUACGUUCACAGGGCUGUAUAAUCAUAUACAGAAAUAUCUAUGAAUAUGUAUGAUCCUAGGAUAUUUUAUUUAUUGCUUUACCCUAUCAGAUAUAUAUCUAUUUUUUUUUUUCUCUCAGAUGCUAGCUAACAUGGAUAUCCAGUUGCGGAACAUACUCUAAUCCUCUACUCUCAUCCAUAACAGAUUAAUAUCCUAGUCUCAGUAAAAAAUGUCAGCUGACUUCAUUAAUGUAGGUGUUUAUUUGUUAGUAGUGUGUGGUGAUGUUGAUUAGCUAGUAAAAAGUCAUGUCUGGUGUAACCGGAAAGAAAACUUUGCAUCCCAUAGCUUAUUUCUUCCUCAAGAGCUUCCUCAAGUUUACAUCUCUGAUCUUCAGGAAUCAUUUCCAAAGAGAUAGUACAGUCCAGACCCAGUGCAUGAUGGGAUUGCUUUGGUUUUCAUCAUACGAACAUAUCAAGAGCAUGAGAUCCGUGUUCCACAGGUUUCAGCAGAGCUUGAGCUAGUUCAGGCGAGAUCUAGACUCCUAAAUGAGGUUUAAUGAAGUUUCAGAUGGUUUGGGCCCUCCACCGUUCUACUGUUUGGUGAAUCACAUAAAGAAAUGUCCCAGUGAAAUAUGAAAUGAAAUAACAAAGAAUACUAAGCCUAUUUUAUGAAGAAUAUGAUUGCACUGUUGCAUUAUUUUCAGGAUAAUUAAGCAGGUUUUAAUCCCAAAUUCUCACUAUUGUAAUUUAGUGAUCCUUACUUAUGUACUUUACAAUUUCAAAAACAUAAUUUAUUAUUGUUGUAUUACAGUAUUGAGAAUUGAUGGAGAAAUAAUUGUGCUUAGUUAAAAAAAAAAGUUUUGCUCAGUAUAUACAUUAAUACACUUUAAUUUUCUUUUUUUUUUUAAAGAAAAGAUAAAUAAGAAAAUAGUUUUUGUUAGAUUCAUAGAGGUGACUUGUAUGCACAAAAGCACGCUGGAUAUCCCAAACAGAGCUAAACGAAACCCCAAACUACUGACUCUCAACACACCAAGAUGUUUGUCAUAAACUUGCUGUUAUUUAUUUCAGUAUUAUAUGUUUUUAAAGGUUAGACACGGCUUUUUUAUUUUAAGGCAUGUGCUGACAGAUGAGUUAAUAUAUAGAGACACAUUUCUUUUUGUCACGCGUGCUUUGUUUCACUGUUUGUCUUUUGUGUUCACAUCUGGCUGGAUAUCAGUAUUAUCUUGAAUGUGUCGGGCAGCUUUUAUUGGAAAGCUAUUAUUUGUCUUGUAUUUGUUUUUGUUCUGUAACUCCUGGAAUUAAAGCAGUCCACUGUAGUGCAGCCAUGUUUUCCAUCACACACACAUAGACAUUCACACACCUUUAUUAUAUUAUAUUAUAUUAUAUUUAGGGCUGUGCAAAAAAUCGAAUGCGAAUCGAAUGCUUCCAGGAGGUUAAAUUGUCGGUUAUGGAGGCUAGUUUUGGACUAGUUUUGAGAAGCAACUGGGCAGGAUUUGUUGUGAAAACCUGGCAACCCUGAUCUGAACGCACGUGCUGGAGAUAUACUUCUAAUUACAGGAGCGUCUUUACUGAUGAGAUGUGCAUGAAAAUCGCAUUCGAUUUUUUGCAUAGCCCUAAUUAUAUUAUAUUAUAUUAUAUUAUAUUAUAUUAUAUUAUAUUAUAUUAUAUUAUAUUAUAUUAUAUUAUAUUAUAUUAUAUUAUAAAAGCUUUAGGGUCGGAUAUGAUGCAUGUUGAUACUUUGUUUCCUCUGUCUACUGCAUGAUCUUCCUCACUAGUUCAGUGUGUUAAUGGCCAUUAACACACAGCUUUGGUUCUAAAAAGAGAAUCUCAUGCCAUUUCACUAGAAUGCACUGAGAUUUUAUCAUGCCUUACUGUAGUUAUAGUCCAUCCAGUAUCACGCAGAGCUUCUGUAUCAUUCUAUCAGUCUCAACUGCUUUCUGACGGAGAUCAGUGUUUAUGCAUGUCACAAGAAAAAACAAUGUGUGUGCGCACAUAUAAGACCUUUUUUAUAAUCAAUUUUGUAUUGUUUUCCAGUGUUUUUUUUUUUUUUUCUUGAAUUACAUUUAUUUUACAUACCUCGUUAGUGAUUUUCUUUUUCAAAUUUUAAGCAUUUGGAAAAAUGUAGUUGAAAAUAAAAUCAAAAACGUAAUGGGGUAAGGGGUGAAAGUUAAUUCAAAAUAUAAUUUGAAAAUGUCUUAUUUUAUUUCUCAGUUAAAUGAAGUUUGUUUACAUCAUUUUAGAAUGUUUUGGUCAUAUGGAUAUUUUUACUGGAAAACAAGACAAAAAUAGUGAUCAGCUUUUUAGUUUUUGUUGUUGCUGUUUUGCAGCGUAUUUAUGUUCAGUUCAGAUGAGCACAGCUGAAUUCAAGUUCAGCAUUCAACAUCUCAGUUCUCAUCAGUGUACGGAAUCAUUCAGGAGUUUUAUGAUCAUGGGACCAUUGUGUGUAUGAGUGUGUGUGUGUGUGUGUGUGUGUGUGUGUGUGUGUGUGUGUGUGUGUGUGUGUAUGUGUGUGACCUUUGCUUUUUUUUAUUGUGUUAGUCCAGUUGUUGUCGAAUUCAAAUAAAAAUGGUUGAAAGAUUUACAAAUGCAAUUUGAUUAAAAAAAAUGCAUAUCACUUCAAAUUGAAAAUAACAAAGUUGUACUGGAACACAAGUGAAAAUGUAAAAAAAAAAAAAAAAAAAUCAUUGAAUGUUGACAUGUUUGUACAUGGUUUUAUUUACAGUACAUUGUCAUAUUUUAGAUAAAGCCUUACCUCUGAAUGGACAACCUCAAUGUAACACUUUUGUUUCUCUGUGGGGUUUCAUAUUCUGUUCAUUUGCUUUAUUGACAUUUGUGAAGUAUAAACCAGUAUAAUUCCUGUUGAAAUGGGUAUAGAUUUCCAAAUGCCUCUUAAAUUUUUUUUGAUUUGCACAUAAAAAAACAAACAAACUCAGAUUUGUUGCACCGAUCCAACGGCCCUGUUUUAGUCUCUAGUCUCAGCUCUAGGUUCUAAAGUGGUUAGUAAAAAAAUGACUUUCACAUUAACAUCAGCUAGUCCACAGUCUGAUGCUCAUUGUAUCAAGAUCAGCCUGCUCUCAUGCUUGUAAAAAAAACAGCUUAUGCAGACAUCGAUAGUUGCUGUAGUAAUGCAGAUCAGUUGAACAUCUCAUGUUUGCUUCUCCUUCUGUACAGGAUUGAGCUGAUUGAGGUCCUUGGUCUGUUACUGAAGGACCAGAGAGUUUGUAGUUCCUGUAGCUGUAAUUAUUUCAUGUGUUCAUCAGUGCAAUUUCAUGGAGUGAUUUACUGUACUAAUGUCAAAAGCUGUUCAAGUCAAAUAAAUGAAUUCAGCACUA
Molecule: messenger RNA, 9946 nt
Organism: Carassius gibelio (silver crucian carp)
Lineage: Eukaryota; Metazoa; Chordata; Actinopteri; Cypriniformes; Cyprinidae
Product: unconventional myosin-Va
Exons: 42
Coding region: 151-5829 (1892 amino acids)
Biological process (GO): actin filament organization; vesicle transport along actin filament
Cellular component (GO): vesicle; actin cytoskeleton; myosin complex
Molecular function (GO): ATP binding; actin filament binding; microfilament motor activity
Source: RefSeq, a predicted model, not a curated record